Messenger RNA from Cordyceps fumosorosea ARSEF 2679, 417 nucleotides. Its product is annotated as Prefoldin, subunit 4. Lineage: Eukaryota; Fungi; Ascomycota; Sordariomycetes; Hypocreales; Cordycipitaceae. The record is from RefSeq and is a predicted model, not a curated record. The transcript has 4 exons. Gene Ontology annotation, biological process: protein folding. The coding region runs from base 1 to 417 and encodes 138 amino acids. Gene Ontology annotation, cellular component: prefoldin complex; cytoplasm.
AUGGCGUCCUUAUUACAAAGGAGAAUGCUCUCCAAGGAAGAGGAGGCCGCGGGACAAGAGGUCGAGGUCCGUCGUGAGGACCAGGACAAGAUCAACAGAUUCAGCAGAUUGAACCAAAGGGAACUGCUGCUGGAUGAGGAACUGAAGGCGAAAAACAAAGAAAAGGAAGAGCUAGACGACCUCACGACCGAACUCGAGCUUGCCGACGAAGACGAGAAAAUCCAAUAUAAAAUUGGCGACGCAUUCUUCCACCUGCCCCUAGAACAGGCCCAGGAGAUGCUGAGCACGGCGAUCACUCGAAUCGAAGAGGAGACCGAUACCCUGGAGGGCAAAAUAAGCACCAUUAAAGAACAAAUGGGAGAACUUAAAGUCGAUCUUUAUGCCAGGUUCGGCAAACAGAUCAACCUCGAAGUAUAG